Molecule: messenger RNA, 4656 nt
Organism: Didymodactylos carnosus
Lineage: Eukaryota; Metazoa; Rotifera; Eurotatoria; Philodinida; Philodinidae
Source: the annotation of a GenBank genome assembly
AUGUCAAAAACAGAAAACAGAUUAAAAAAUAAACUUGAGGCUAUAAUGAAGUUUCAAAAUUAUUCAACUUCACCCACAACAAAAACGACAUCAAGUUCGUCUUCUCGUAAUAGUGCUGUUGAAAAAGCAUUAUGUUUCUUUCGUUCACUUGAACUAAAACAUAUUGAUUCAUUUCGAUCACGAAAUUCAUCGAAAAAUGGUGGUAAUAGUAGCACUACAUCAUCAUCACCAAAACGAAAUGGAAAAAAUAAUUCUUCUUUACCAGUAUCACACAAUUUAUCGUCUAGUUCAUUGUCAUCGAUUGAUGAUACCCAUAACAGUCAACGUAAAAUUGUCUGUUAUCCUACUCCUACCGAAACACUCUCACCAUCCUACGCUCAAAAAAUAGAAUUAUGUCGAAUAUCGUCAGAUAAAAAACAAAAUAUUGUUGUACAUCGAGUAAAAGAUACAAAUUCUUUCUUAUAUAAACAACAACAACGACAACAGGUUCCGAUACCAUGUAAAGAAAUACCGUUCAAAAACGAUCCAUAUCAAACUUGUUAUUCAGAAUUAAAGACUCAAAGGCAACAAAAUCCAUCAACAGUGGUAUCAUCAUCUCCAUUAUUAUCAAAUUUUCGUACAAUUCGCUAUGCCAAUGUAAAUAAUACGAGAAAUAAUGUUCCUGUUGUCGUUGAUCAUUAUUCUUCAUGUGAUGAAACAGGAGAAUCCUCCUCAUAUUAUUCACAAUCAUCAAAUCGUAUGAUUAAUCAUAAUUCGACAUCGUUGUAUCGUUAUCGUCCACUUGUUUGUCGAAAUUUAUAUAAUGAUUAUAAUAAUAAUCAUUUGUUGAAUAAUAAUGGUGGUAUGAUGUCAAAUAGUUAUCAUGAAACAACAUCAGAUAUUCCUCCAUCUACCACUACUCUAAUACGUACAUUAUCCUCAACUGAACGUGAUUAUUAUUCAACAUCAUCAACAACCAUGUCAAGUUGGUCAAAUACUGUUAGACGAUUAAACACUGCUUAUUCAUCAACAAUCAAUUGUCUAAAUGAAACGAUAUCACAUUCAUCAGAUUAUCAAAACCAGAAAAAAAUUACAAAAGGAGUAGAAAUUAAAUAUCCAAAAAUAACAAAAUCAUACAAUAGAGAUGACAUACCAACAACAAUAUCAUCAUAUGCUAAUAUUGUUGCAAAUAAAAUUUCAAGUCUUUCAUCAACAGUUGAAAAUCAAACUUAUGCAGAUAAUUCAAGUUUUCUUUAUCCAUCGGAAGAUAAACACCAGCCAACAAAUUUUGGAACAAGUUAUUGUGUUUCAGGUAUACAAUUAACGACACCAUUAAUCGAACAAGACAAAGAUAAUAGUACUGGUGCUGAAAAUAAUACUUAUCCUCUUUCUACAUCCUCGUCUAUUUCAUGCGCCACUCAGCCAUUGUUUAAAUCAUCUUUUGAAAAAACUAAUCAAGAUGCAACACGAUCUCCAGUAUCUUACACAUUACCAAUCUCAUUGGUAUCACGUCGACGACAAUUCACAGCUUCUUCAUCUAUAACGUCUUCAUCUUCUUCUGCAUCUUCGUCUUGUUCAACAAGUCCAAGAAGCAAUAGAACUCCCCUAUUACCAUCCAAACUCAAACCACAAGAAAAAACAAAUAUUUUUAAACCAACAAUCGUUUACAUAACCAAACCAACUGAACUUGAACAAUUUAAUCAAAAAAUAAAUCAAGAAAAACCUGUUGAGAAAAAAAACAAUGAAAAUGGCAUUGAUAAUGAAAAACAAGAAUCAAUUGCGAAUAUAAUUAAAAAAUUUAAUAAAAUUAUAGCAACUGAUACAACAACAACAACCACAAGUGUAAUGAAAAAUGAGGAUGUUUCAGUACCACAAUUACCUACCAAUAUUUUAUUAACCAGAGCAAAAUCGUUUAGCGAUCAUCGUCCUCCUGAGGACAUCACGAUUAAGAAUAUUGAAGCAGUCUCUUUAGAAGAAAAAUUAGGUGAAACAUUAUCGACAAAACCUAAAAGCUAUAAGCUUGAUAAUUUCGAAACAUCAUUCGAAAAAGAAGAAGUAGAACAACAACAAGACUAUCGCAAGACAAUUAUUAAUCAUCCAGUAGAAAGCAGUCUCAUUGAUGAAGAAAAAGCAUUUUCGUUUUCAUUUACUUUUGAUAAAAAUAAAUUAUUCGAUGAUCAAUAUCGAUCAUCACCAUUUGAAUUUAAAGAUAAUUCACCAUCUCCAUCACCGUUACCGUUACAAUCCACUGAACUUGACGAAGAAGAAGAUGAGAGUAGUAGUGACGAAACAAAUUCAAAAGAAGAGACAACGUAUACGGUCGAAACAUUUUAUAAAAGUGAUUUAAAAACACCAUAUCUAACGAACAAUCAUCAAGUAGUAGUCAUUAGAGAAAGUACAACAGAAGAACAAUUUAAUGUUGCCGAUACAUUGACUAAACAACCAUCAUCAUCUGUUAUCACAACAUUAGAACUACCUUUAUUAAAACAAUUUAACACUGGUACUGUUAUUGAUGAACUUUCACCAUUGCCACUAAUUGUUCAAAAUGAAGAAACAAAAUUAACUCCUCCAGUUCCUGAAAAAUCACCUACAAACAUUAGAAUGAACAAUAAAAUAACAAAAUCAUUACCAUUACCUAAACAACAAUCCAAACCAAUAGUAGCAUCGCCAAGAGCAGUAAUUAAUCAAAAACCAGUUGUCAUUAAACAAAUUCCAAAAUAUACACUGAAAAAAUCUGUGCGAAAUGAUAAUAAACCAAAAGUAGUUCAAAUUAAAAAACCACAAUCAUCUCAAGUUACCACAUCAAAGUUAACGACAUUCAAUCAUCAAGAUCAGAUGGGAGUGACAAAAUUGUUAUCACCAUUAUCGAUGAAACCCACACUAGUUAAACAAAAGCAAUUGACACCACAGCAUCCUGUUUUAACGUUUCUUAAUCUUAGUAUUAAACAAACAUCGAAACAAAUACAGACACCACCAACAAAACUAGUUGGUAAUAAUGAAGCAGAUAAAAUUCAAAAUGAUCAACAUCCAACAUUUUCUGAUCAGUUAAUACAACAGGUGAUUAAUGAUGAUGAUAAUGAUAAUAUAACGAUUAAUCCAUAUACAAAUUCGUUUGUUCAAGUUCAUAAUAAUACUGAUCAAUUUCAGCAUAUCAAUAAUAAUAGUAAUGCUGAAUGUUCUUGUUCUUCAUCGACAUCUUCGUCAUGUUCUACAUCAUCAAGUGUAUCAACUGUUUUAAAUAAUGAAAAUAAUAUGACAACAAAAAAUAGUAGUCCACCACUAUCACCUAAUUUAAAUAAUAAUAAUAAUAAAAUUUUAUUAACAAAACCAGUCAAUGGUAAUUAUAAAAAGUCAAUAAUACCAUUAUCACAAAAACGUGUUGAAACACUGGCAAAUCGUGUCACAACUCUUCGUCCAUUAUCAACGAUAAAAAAUACAAUUAAUCAACCUCAUCAUUCAAUAGGAGAUGAAUUAUCGCGUUUUAAAAUUACAAAUAAUAAAAUUAGUGACAGAAACAAUAGUACAACACUACUACCAACAUCUAGUACAUUAAAACAUCCAAUCAAUAAAACUAUUCACGUUAAUAACAAUAAUAAUAAUAAUAAUAUAAAAAAAAUUAUUACGAAACAACAUAAAAAAUCUACGGACGACGACCAUAAUAAUAAUAUGUUAUCAAAACAAAAUAAUAUAGACUCAUCAGAUGAUAUUGUUCUAGAAAUUCAAACAGUUUCGUUUGGAAACGUCAUAAAUGAACUGAUGUAUCGUGAAAAACAAAGUCUUGUUCGUUUAGAUCCAAUUGAAAAAGAUGAAUCAAUACGUUCGGUGAGCAAUGAUGAUCAUCCUCAAAGUGGAAAACAAACGGAAUCAUCUUCAAUUUUAUUACCACAAUCAAAAAUAUAUAAAAAUCGAGUUCGCACAAUGGUAAAUCAAUUGAACGCUGUUCAAACAACCCCAUCAUCUGUGCCAUCAGCACCACGUAUGGAUAAUAAUAAUAAAUUGAAAAAUGGAUCAUCAUCACAACAACCACAACAACGUCAAACGCUAACACGACGACAAUCAACUGAACCUGUGAAUCAUGCUACACCUGCACUGCAUACGAAUUAUGCCAUUGUUACGCCUACAACGGAAGAUUACGUAACAAAAGUCGACGAUAAACAAAAUUCAACUAUGUCCGAUUAUUCUACGAAAAAGAACACAUCCAUUCCAACUCCAACAGCAUUAACUCCGAUGAAUAACGGACGACCGAUAUUACAGCGUGCUGUCACGAUUAGUGAACCAAAAGUUAAUACCAAUAUACCAUUAUCUUAUAAACGAAGAGUACCUUUAAUACGAUCGACAUCGAAUGUCAAAGAUGGACUGAUGAGAUGGUGUCAAGCACAAGUCAAAGAUUAUCCGAAUGUAAAUGUGACAAAUUUAUCAAGUUCCUGGAGUGAUGGUAUGGCAUUUUGUGCCUUAACUCAUAAAUUUUUUUCCGAUGCAUUCGAUUAUAAUACACUCAAACCAACAAAUCGAAAAGAAAAUUUUGAACUUGCUUUUAGAGUAGCUGAAGAAAGAGGUGGAAUUCCAAGAUUACUUGAUGUUCAAGAUAUGAUAACAAUGGGUAAUUCACCAGAUUAUAAAUGUAUAUUUACCUAUCUUAAUUCAUUUUUGAGUAAAGUCAAAGAUAUACAUUCAUAA